GAUAUCAUCAAGUGAAGGCACUCCAGUCGAAGUAAUUAGUUGUCCGUUAUAUGAAGAUAAACGUGUUCCGGGUGGUAAUUUUGAUGAAUUAAUUGUUCCGCUCACACUUUGUGACGCUUUUUUCUUGAAGGAACUGGGUUUAUCAUGGAUAGCUAAUGAUGAUGAAUUGGAUAAAUUAAAUGAUGGUGGUGUGGGUUAUGAUGAUAAUGAAAGAUCUAAUGAGGGGGAAGAAAAGAUGACUAUUGCUUGGAGAUAUAAAAAGCUGAAAAAAUUUGAAUCGGGAAUUAAUAGUAAUGUUAAGAAGGAAAAACCAUUUUGUCAGUCUUUUGAUUUAACAAAAUCAAUUCCACAAUCCGCGAUUGAUUCAGCAUCAAUGACAUUAAUUGAUUCAUGUACAUGGGACAAUGAAUAUAAGAAUCCAUUUAAUAAACUUUUGUCCAUGAUUCGUAAAGUUGUGGAUAAAAAUUUCAGAUCAGUAGUUUCCACUCAAGGUAUUGAGCAACGAAAUAUAUUGAGAAUUGGAAUACAUUCUAUUGCUUCACCUUCUUGGCAGUCCAAUUCUCCUCAA
Molecule: messenger RNA, 568 nt
Organism: Dentiscutata erythropus
Lineage: Eukaryota; Fungi; Glomeromycota; Glomeromycetes; Diversisporales; Gigasporaceae
Source: the annotation of a GenBank genome assembly